AUUUAAAUCCACUGCUGACUGCACAACUCUCUGGUGGAGACAGAGAAAAUCAGCUCUACAAACCCUCAGCAAACAGGAGCCACCAGAAUGCCAAACCUGGGAGGAGGAAACAAAUGUGGCGUCUGCCAGAAAAAUGUUUACUUUGCUGAGGAGAUGCAGUGUGAUGGGAAGAGCUAUCACAAGUCAUGUUUCCUCUGCAUGGUCUGUAAGAAAAACCUUGACAGCACCACAAUUGCCGUUCACCAAGAUGAGAUUUACUGCAAAAGUUGCUAUGGUAAGAAAUAUGCAACCAAAGGCUACGGUUAUGGCCAAGGUGCGGGUACUCUGAGUACGGACAGCGGAGAAAAACUGGGAAUCAAAUCUGAAGGGCCUGUGACUCAUUAUCCAACCAACAACCCCAAUUCAUCCCGGUUUGCUCAGAAAUUUGGUGGCUCUGAGCGUUGCCCUAGAUGUGACAAGGCGGUUUAUGCUGCUGAGAAAGUGAUUGGAGCUGGCAAGUCCUGGCACAAGUUGUGCUUCCGCUGUGCCAAGUGCGCGAAAGGUCUGGAGUCCACAACGCUGGCUGACAAGGAUGGAGAGAUCUAUUGCAAAGGUUGCUACUCUAAGAAUUUCGGACCGAAAGGCUUUGGGUAUGGCGGAGGCGCUGGGGCACUUACUAACACUUAAUGAAGACCGGGGACAUUUUGACUCAGAAGAAAGUCGAUGUCAUUCUAGGUCACAGUUGCCUCACUCUCUGCUGAACUGUACACUUUCCUCUUUUAAUGUUAGUUCAUUAUAUAUGCGUUCAGAUACAACACUAUGUUUCACUGAUAACUGAGGCACCUUUUACUGCUUUUUAAGGCAUAAUUUUCCUUCUGAGCCCACAAAAUAUACAGUCAAUCCAUUCACAGUAUAUUCUGUGAAGCGCUUUGAGACAUUUUGAAGACAUGAUAAGGCGCUAUAUCAAAUGCAAGGAUUAUGAUUAUUAUUCUCUUGCUUUGGUGAACUGAUAGAUUUAAUAUAGUUACCAUUUGGUGGAUUAUGGUGAUAUUAAACACAAAGUGAAUGGGGCUUUUUAUUGUAUUUUUCAGUGUAUUAAAUAAACUUGUGCUAACACUUCACACAGCUCGGCACUUAAGAGAACUGUAUGUCACAUCACUUGAACGUUUACAAUAAAGAUUAAAUUGCGGC
Molecule: messenger RNA, 1170 nt
Organism: Callorhinchus milii (elephant shark)
Lineage: Eukaryota; Metazoa; Chordata; Chondrichthyes; Chimaeriformes; Callorhinchidae
Gene: csrp1a
Product: cysteine and glycine-rich protein 1a
Biological process (GO): sarcomere organization; muscle tissue development
Cellular component (GO): Z disc; nucleus; cytoplasm
Molecular function (GO): actinin binding; structural constituent of muscle
Source: RefSeq, marked provisional